Tuber aestivum (summer truffle) is the source of this 1334-nucleotide messenger RNA. Lineage: Eukaryota; Fungi; Ascomycota; Pezizomycetes; Pezizales; Tuberaceae. The record is from the annotation of a GenBank genome assembly.
CAACUGGAAGAAGCAACUAGGCUUUAUCGGAUAAUCCCCUAUCGCAGAAACAGCAAGUUCACUGGCCGCAAAGAUCUCAUUGAGUCAAUAAGGAGGCUUUCGGCGCGUAACCAUCACACGCGGAUCGCACUCCAUGGAUUAGGCGGUUCUGGGUAUGUGCUCAGUACUAUUUUUCUAGGGGCUUACUAACAUUGCUUAGAAAAACUCAGACCGCCCUCGAAUAUGUCUAUCGGCGUGCAAGCGAGAUCGAUUGCCAUGUUUUCUGGGUGCAGGGGAGUGGGCUAUUAAAAUUUAUUGAGGGUUUCAGGGCUAUUGCGCAGCAUGUUCGAAUUCUAUUAGCUAGCGCUGAGACGAACCAAGAAGAAUUACUAGCUAGUACAAAGAGGUGGUUUGAAGGCCCGGACAGUGGUGAUUGGAUACUAGUUAUCGACAAUGCCGACAACGAGGAGGACUUUAUUGGCAGCAGGGGUCCCAUCUCCAAAUUUGUGCCGCAAGGCCAAAAGGGUACUCUGAUAAUCACCACCAGAUCGCUCCGGGUUGCAUCUUGGCAGGAUUGCGAAAGGAUCGAUGUCGGAAAAAUGGGGGAGGAUGAAUCCAUGGCAUUGUUUUCGAAACGCUAUGGUAACUGGGAUAGUUUGGGAGAGGAAGAGAAGGAGGCCAUCGCAUCGAUCUUGGGCUCCCUGCACCACAUCCCGCUGGCAAUUGUAGGAGCGGCAGCCUUCAUGACAGAAACCCAGACACCGCCAUCUGAAUACUGGACCAUUUUCCGGGGAAGCGACGAACAAGCAAAAAAACUACUUUUGCAGCCGUUUUGUGAGAUACAACGAGAGGCGGACAUGACCGAAAGUAUCCUAGCCACGUACUUUAUCACCUUUGACCGAAUCACACGGCAGAUGCCCCUAGCGGCGGAGCUUCUGCGUUUGAUUGCCUUCUUUGAUCGUCAGAAUAUACCAGAGGAGUUAUUGAGUCAAAGUGGUUUGGAAGGGACGGAUGAUCCAAUCGAGUUUCGUCAGGCCAUUGGAAAACUAUUGGGAUUUUCGCUGGUUACGGCUAUCAAAUGUGAGGAAGAGACGUUUUAUGAGCUACACCGUUUGGUCCAACUGUCUUUGCAGGUGUAUUUACCAAUAGAGGAGUCGAAUCGAUGGAGGUGCAAUGCGCUCGGAGUGGUUUCAAGUUUGUUUCCUCAGCAUUGGACCACCUGGAAAGACGUUAGUACUGCAUACAUUCCACAUGCAUUGGUUGUAGCCAAACAUUCAACGGAUCCCAUUGCCGAAGAGCUGUGUUUUCGCCUGGGACAAUACUUUAUAGAUAUGGGUUUCUACAAUGACGCAGAG